UCGAAUAGCUAUAGUAAGGGCGAGCAAGAGAAAAUCAAAGACAUUCCAAAUUUUGAUAUAAGUUUGAAGAAGUCGAACAAGGAGGAGGAGACGCCACAGGAUCCUAUCAAAUGGUUUGGUGUUAUGUUAGUACCACAGAGUUUGAAAACCGCGCAGAAACAUUUUCAGGGCGCUCUUUACCUCGCUGUAAAAAUUGCCAAUGUACAAGCUCAGUUGACAAAAGUCACAAGUCAGUCUGAGUCUUUGAAAUUGCUAAAAAAAGUCGCUAUAUGAUUAAGAUAUUUUUUAAUGAAGUUUUUGUAAUAUAUCAGAGAUGCGUAUUUUUCUAUAAGGUCUAAUUAAUUUUAAAAAGUACAAUGGCUUGUUUGUAAUAUACUUAAUAAAUAGAGAAAAAGUUCAGUUUUAUAUAAA
Messenger RNA from Nasonia vitripennis (jewel wasp), 411 nucleotides. Its product is annotated as coiled-coil domain-containing protein 115-like. The record is from RefSeq and is a predicted model, not a curated record. Gene Ontology annotation, biological process: vacuolar proton-transporting V-type ATPase complex assembly. Lineage: Eukaryota; Metazoa; Arthropoda; Insecta; Hymenoptera; Pteromalidae. The transcript has a single exon. Gene Ontology annotation, cellular component: extrinsic component of endoplasmic reticulum membrane. The annotation marks the transcript as partial.